Emericellopsis cladophorae is the source of this 657-nucleotide messenger RNA. RefSeq lists its product as uncharacterized. The transcript has 2 exons. Gene Ontology annotation, molecular function: DNA binding. Lineage: Eukaryota; Fungi; Ascomycota; Sordariomycetes; Hypocreales; Bionectriaceae. The coding region runs from base 1 to 657 and encodes 218 amino acids. The record is from RefSeq and is a predicted model, not a curated record.
AUGGCACCUACCACCGAGCCCGCGAAGCGCGGCCGCGGAAGACCCAAGGGUAGCACCAAUGCGCCCAAGCCAGCCCCCCCCACCGGCCCCAACCCGGGACCUGCUGGCGGCGUGACGAAGCGCGCCCAUGGGCGUCCCGCCGUGAACUACGCACCCAAGCCAGCGGCCAAGCCUGAGGGGACAGGGAAACCCAGAGGCCGCCCCAAGGGCACUGGCAAAGCGUCGACCACGGCGAAGGUCGCGGAUCCAGAAGCUGACGCAACAACGCCGAAGAAAAGAGGUCGCCCGGCUGGAACCGGUGCCACCAAGAAGGCUGCUGCUGCGACUACCACCCCGUCCAGUGGGAAGAAGAGGGGUCGUCCUGCUGGGUCGGGUAAGACAGCGAAAAAGGAGGUUGCUGCUGUUGCUGCUGCUGCUGCUGCUGCUGCUGCUGCUCCUGUCGAGGACUCGGUCCCAGAGGACACCGAUGAUGCUGAAGAAGCCCUUUUGUCCGACGACAAGAACGAGUACGAGGAUGAGGAGGCCAACGGCGAAAGAGGGGACGAUAACAAUGAUGACGUACAGGCGAACGGCGACAGCGCUGAAGAAGAUGAUGAUGACCACAAGCAGGAGGUUCGGCCCUCCCCCUGGGGCAAGAUCGCGAGCAUAUUUGGCUGA